Neoarius graeffei (lesser salmon catfish) is the source of this 2954-nucleotide messenger RNA. RefSeq names its product group XIIA secretory phospholipase A2-like. Gene Ontology annotation, biological process: lipid catabolic process; phospholipid metabolic process; arachidonate secretion. The coding region runs from base 1587 to 2108 and encodes 173 amino acids. The record is from RefSeq and is a predicted model, not a curated record. Gene Ontology annotation, molecular function: calcium ion binding; A2-type glycerophospholipase activity. Gene Ontology annotation, cellular component: extracellular region. The transcript is spliced from 6 exons. Lineage: Eukaryota; Metazoa; Chordata; Actinopteri; Siluriformes; Ariidae.
CUGUGGUUUUUUUCCUUAAAUAAUCACUCCUACGGUUCACGAGGUUUCAACAGUUUUUGUCUGAAGGGACUGAAGAGAAAAGUUUGUCAGGCUUGUUUUUUUUCCUUUUCCUCCUAUUGCAGUUGUAGUUCUGUCCAUAUACACUAGAGGACGCUCACACUUACCGUGUAAACACCAUGAGUCUGGUGUUUUGGAGGAAACCGUCUCCGUUCUGAAGGUCGUCACCGGGGCAGUUUGAGGAGAAAGAACAUGAUACACAGAUCCAGUUUUGGUCUCGGAGUAAACGAAUCCCCGAGUUUCCUCACGACUCGGUGUUCUGACAGUAAACAUGAGGAACUGAAGAAUUUUGUUUGUUUGUUUGUUUAUGUUUUAAGGCCUGAUCUCAUCCCAGACGAGACGAGUUCUUAAUGUUUCCUGACUGCGACUGUUAAGUCAUUGUUGUUGUUUUUUUAAUCAGCUCUUUGUGAGUCUCAGGUCCCACCCCUUCCUCUCUCUAAUGUUGGGCUCUUAGUUCCACCCCUUCUUAUCACGAAUGUUGGGCUCUUAGUCCCACCCUCUUUCUCUCUAAUGUUGAGUUCUUAGUCCCGCCCCCUUUCUGUCUAAUGUUGGGCUCUUAGUCCCGCCCCUUCUUAUCUCAGAUGUUGGGCUCUUAGUCCUGCCCCCUUUCUCUCUAAUGUUGGGCUCUUAGUCCCGCCCCUUCUUAUCUCAAAUGUUGGACUGGUAGUCCCGCCACUUCUUAUCUCGAAUGUUGGGCUCUUAGUCCCGCCCCUUCUUAUCUUUAAUGUUGGGCUCUUAGUCCCGGCCUUUAUCUCAAAUGUUGGGUUCUUAGUCCCGCCCUCUUUCUAUCUAAUGUUGGGCACUUAGCCCCACCCCUUCUUAUCUCGAAUGUUGGGCUCUUAGUCCUGCCCCCUUUCUCUCUAAUGUUGGGCUUUUAGUCCCGCCCCUUCUUAUCUCAAAUGUUGGGCUGGUAGUCCCGCCGCUUCUUAUCUCGAAUGUUGGGCUCUUAGUCCCACCCCUUCUUAUCUUUAAUGUUGGGCUCUUAGUCCCGGCCUUUAUCUCGAAUGUUGGGUUCUUAGUCCCGCCCUCUUUCUAUCUAAUGUUGGGCACUUAGCCCCACCCCUUCUUAUCUCGAAUGUUGGGCUCUUAGUCCUGCCCCCUUUCUCUCUAAUGUUGGGCUCUUAGUCCCGCCCCUUCUUAUCUCAAAUGUUGGGCUGGUAGUCCCGCCACUUCUUAUCUCGAAUGUUGGGCUCUUAGUCCCGCCCCUUCUUAUCUUUAAUGUUGGGCUUUUAGUCCUGGCCUUUAUCUCAAAUGUUGGGUUCUUAGUCCUGCCCUCUUUCUAUCUAAUGUUGGUCUCUUAGUCCCGCCCCCUUUCUCUCUAAUGUUGGGCACUUGGUCCCACCCCUUCUUAUCUCGAAUGUUGGGCUCUUAGUCCCACCCCUUUCUCUCUCAUGUUGGGCUCUUAGUCCCACCCCUUUCUCUCUCAUGUUGGGCUCUUAGUCCCACCCCUUCUUAUCUCGAAUGUUGGGCUCUUAGUCCCGCCCCCCUUUCUCUCUUUGAAGUAGAGGUGAAGUGAACCCUGAGUGGGUAUGAAGCAGCUCAGUGUCUCAGCUCUCCUGCUCUGGGGGACGUUUCUGUCCAGUGCAGGACUGGUGGAGUCUGAAUACUUUCAGCUUUCAGGAUCUGAUGGCGUGUGUCAGUUUCAGUGCCCUGAUGGAUCUGAUGGCGUGUGUCAGUUUCAAUGCCCUGAUGGAGGAAUGCCCUUUCCCCGACCUGGUCACAACCCAUCACACAAUGGAUGCAGCACUCCGCUGUUUGGAUUUUAUUUUGAUAUCGGAAUCCCAUCGAUAACCAACUGCUGUAACCAACACGACCGCUGCUACGACACGUGUGGACAAAGAAAACUUGACUGCGAUAAACAGUUCCAGGUUUGCCUGAAGACCAUUUGUUGGAACCUUCUGAACGUGCUGGAGCUGGACCAGAGCGUGCAGGUGUGUGAAUCAAGGGUGAGUCUGAUCUUCGAUGCCGUCAUGCACCUUGGCUGUAGAUCCUACCUGGACAGCCAGAGAGCUGCGUGUAUCUGCUACAACAAAUACAGAACUGAGCUGUGAUCCGCCGUGUUUGGGCUCUGAGGAGCGUCUAAAGUGUCAAAGCUCUGUUCUGAAACUCCAUAAUUUAACACUUAUCAUCAUCAUUAAGCUAUUCAUAAGAUGAACAUGAUGUUUUCAAACACUAUGGACGACUCAAAUUGGAUUUAUACACAUAUACACUCACUGGCCAUUUUAAUAGGAACUUGUUGAUUCUAAGAUCCCUGUUCUUGGCUGCAGGAGUGGAACCCAGUGUGUUCUUCUGUCUGCUGUUUCAUGCUGAGAUGCUUUUCUGCUCACCACGGUUGUAAAGGGUGAUUAUAUGAGUUACUAUACCCUUCCUGGCAAAAAAAGAAAUCUUGAACCAAUCUGUCCAUUUUCCUCUGACCCUCUCUUAUCAACAAGGCGUUCGUUUCCACCCACAGAACUGUCGCUCACUCACUCAGUGUUUUUUGUUUUCCGCACCAUUCUGUGUAAACUCUAGAGACUGCUGUGUGUGAAAACCCCAGGAGAUCAGCAGCUUCUGAAAUACUCAAACCUUCACGCUCCAUCUGGAUCAAACCGACACCCAUACCACAGCGAAAGAAAGAAAGAAAGAAAGUCACACUUCACUGUGAGAUCACAAUGUUUCCCGUUCUGAUGUUUGAACAUUGUGAACAUUCACUGAAGCUCUCGAUUUGUAUCUGUGUGAAUUGAUGCAUCAAGCGAUCGGCUGAUUAGAGAACCGCAGAAAACAGCAGGUGGGUGGAGGGGUGUUCCUAAUAAAGUGGCCGGUGAGUGUAUUAAAGUGCCAUUCUACCAUUGGAUGUAUUCUUUGGCAUAAAAUACAAUAUAUUUUGACAACAUAUAUAAAUGGUAUCACUAGAUAGA